This is a messenger RNA of Penicillium egyptiacum, 1065 nucleotides long. The record is from the annotation of a GenBank genome assembly. NCBI's taxonomy places the organism in Eukaryota, Fungi, Ascomycota, Eurotiomycetes, Eurotiales, Aspergillaceae.
AUGGCCGAAUCCCUCGUCUUCACUUAUGGCGCCCCCAAACCAAUCGACGGAAUGCACCUUGUCACGCAAGCCGUGCCCACUUGUGGAGCGGGACAAGUCGUCGUUGAGUUCCUCGCGGCCCCGGUCAACCCGUUGGACUUUCUCGUGAUUCAUGGAAAGUACCCUAUCAAACCCAAGAGCACGAUCAUGGGCCAGGGUGGCGAGCAGCGGGCAAUUCCAGGCUCCGAUGGGGCAGCUCGUAUUGUCCAAGUCGGUUCUGCCGUCACCAACUUGGCCGUUGAUGAUCUCGUUAUUCUUCGGACCCACUGCGAAGGCACAUGGAGGACACAUGCGGUGUUUGGCGAAGACGAUCUCAUUCGUAUUCCGUCCACCGUCAAGCCGCACCUUGCCUCGAUUCUGCGCAUGGGCAUCGCCCCAGCCUAUUUCCUGUUGAGGGAAUACCACAGCCUCGAUCCUGGAGACUGGAUCAUCCAAAACGCGGGCACCGGAACUAUCAGUCAUUUCGUCAGUCAACUGGCCCCGCUGUAUGGCAUCCGAGUCGUUAGCGUGAUCCGUGAGCGAUCCACAGCCGAUGAGCUAGAGCGCACUAAACGCUCACUGCGCUCGCACGGUGCAUCCUUGGUCCUCACGGAAGAAGAGCUCCGUACGACCGACGCCUUGGCGGGAAAAAGGAUCGUGUUGGCAAUUGACUCAGUCUCGGACGAUUCACUGGCCCGAAACAUGGCAGCAUCCCUCAUCCCAGGCGGCACGCUUGUAACAGCUGGAUUCCUUGGCACGGCUGAAUCGCAGGGGGGAAAUCUCCGUCAGUUCCUGUGGCAGCGUAAUAUUACGCUCAAAUCCUUCCGACUGAGUGAUUGUCUCAGCCGACGGGCACCGCCGCAGCAGGUGGCGCUUUUUGAGUGGUUUGCAGAGUUAUUGGCUCGUGGGACCCUGAAGGCACCAGCGCUAGAGUACGUGACCUGGAAACGUGGGGCAAAAGGCUUGGAGGAAUCGCUUUGUGAUUCGAUCCAGCGGGCCCAUGAUGGGGUGAUCGGGGGACGGAAGACCGUCUUCGUGUUUGAGUAA